This is a messenger RNA of Macrosiphum euphorbiae (potato aphid), 330 nucleotides long. The record is from the annotation of a GenBank genome assembly. Lineage: Eukaryota; Metazoa; Arthropoda; Insecta; Hemiptera; Aphididae.
AUGUCAUUGCACAAUACUGGGCAUAAAGAUGCGCAAACAAUGGCAUCCAAAAUUGCACACAAGUGGUUGUGCACAAACUUUGUGCCUUUCUACAAUGAUACAAAAAUGUAUGAAAAAUACCGAGUGGAUGAGCCUGGUCAAAUGGGACUAAGUUCUGGUGAAUAUGAAAUCCAGGAUGGUUUCGGUUGGACCAACGGCAUAGUACUAGAACUUCUCCAAUUAUACAAUUCCACGGCAUCAUUACAAAACUGGAAUGUAACUGCACCACUCUGCGAUAAAAAAUUGAAGGAACUAAUAAUUUUAAAGAAUAAGAAGAAAAAAGAAAAAUAG